AUGGGUUUGAAGUUGUAUUUCAUCCUUUUUUUAGUGCCCUUUAUACAAUGUGACAAAAUUGUAUCCGAUUUGAAUGCGGACAUCAUUCGCGAAAUCUUCGGCGAUGCCACAUACCAAGCGCCACCACAGGCGGUCCAGGUUGCAGCCAUCACACCAGCAAACAACACCUUAGUGGAUCCAGAAUAUUUCGAAUCCAUGGACACGUAUUACCCAGCUGCAGCUGACUACGAUAAAUUUGACUGGACUCUUACAAAGCGUGUAGCGGCAUCGUCAGAGGAGAACUUCUUGCUGUCGCCAUUGGGGCUGAAGUUAGCUCUGGCUAUCCUGACAGAAGCAGCAACAGGAGCAACCCGUGCUGAGCUAUCUUCCGUGCUUGGUUUCGACCUGGACAGAGUUUUGGUUAGGAAAAAGUUUGCCGGUAUAUUGGACUCAUUACAGUCAAAAUCUUCGAAGUAUAUACUCAACUUGGGUAGCAGAAUCUACGUUGGAGAAAACGGUGAACCUCGUCAACGCUUCGCUGCGAUCGCUGAGAAUUACUAUAAGACUGAGUUAAUGAAGAUAGAUUUCGGCAAUCCCGUGGAAGCGGCAAGUUCUAUUAACGGAUGGGUCUCUAACAUAACUCUAGGACGGAUACCGAAUUUAGUAAAUGCAGAUGACGUCGCAGAAGUUGCGAUGUUAGUGCUCACGACUCUUUACUUCAAGGGUACUUGGCGACACCAGUUCGUUCCUAAUGCAACCAGACCGUCCUCGUUCUACGUCUCAUCAAAAAUCUCCAAGGAGGUUCAGUUUAUGAAUGUCAAAAACAAGUUUUAUUACGCCGAGUCAUCCAAGUUCGACGCGAAAAUUUUAAGAAUGCCGUAUUUGGGUGACAAAUUUGCAAUGUAUAUUGUAGUUCCGAACUCCUUAACCGGGUUGCCGCGCGUAUACAACAACCUAAGUGACCUUCGCAGUGAGCUACACCAUUUGCAACGGCACUUGGUAGAUUUGACCCUGCCAAAGUUCAAAUUCGACUACACUUCAAUUUUAGACGGCGUGCUAAAAGAGUUGGGUAUUCGAGAAGCGUUCGAAGACACGGCUUCGUUCCCUGGUAUCUCUCGUGGGCAACUACUGUCCCAACGGCUAAAGGUGUCGAAGGUGUUGCAACGAUCUGGCAUAGAAGUAAAUGAACUUGGAAGUAUAGCUUACUCGGCUACAGAAAUAUCGCUGGAAAACAAGUUCGGCGAAGAUGAGUCUUUCUACGAGGUGGUGGUUAACAGACCCUUCAUGUUCUUCAUCCAGGACGAAGCGACAAGACAGUUAUUAUUUACAGGUCGCGUAUCAGACCCAAGUCUUGUAGACGACUGGAAAAUGGCUUCGAAUAGACAAGUAGUUAGCGUAGAUCAACCAAAUGCUGAAUCUAUUCUACUCGACUGGCUAAAUGACGAAGAUUGUACCGACGAUGAAUCUCAACCACUUGAACCAUCUUGA
Parnassius apollo (apollo) is the source of this 1467-nucleotide messenger RNA. The record is from the annotation of a GenBank genome assembly. Lineage: Eukaryota; Metazoa; Arthropoda; Insecta; Lepidoptera; Papilionidae.